Molecule: messenger RNA, 5818 nt
Organism: Lampris incognitus (smalleye Pacific opah)
Lineage: Eukaryota; Metazoa; Chordata; Actinopteri; Lampriformes; Lampridae
Gene: usp40
Product: ubiquitin specific peptidase 40
Exons: 32
Coding region: 1-3849 (1282 amino acids)
Biological process (GO): protein deubiquitination
Cellular component (GO): nucleus; cytosol
Molecular function (GO): cysteine-type deubiquitinase activity; cysteine-type endopeptidase activity
Source: RefSeq, a predicted model, not a curated record
AUGUUCGGGAAUCUCUUUGAGGAAGAAGAGGAGGCAGGUUUCUCACCUAGCCAUUCUCAGCUGGGAAGAGUUGCGAAGGGGGGAGAGGAGCCACCUCUACCACGGGGAAAGGGCAACCUUAGCGGCAUUAAGAACCAGGGAGGGACGUGCUACCUCAACUCUCUCCUCCAAACGCUGCUGUUCACCCCCGAGUUCAGAGAGGAGCUGUUCAGUUUGGGGCCAGAGGAACUGGGAUGCCUGGAAGACAAAGACAAACCAGAGGCCAAAGCUAGAGUGAUCCCAUUGGAGCUUCAGAGGCUGUUUGCCCGUCUGCUGUUAGUGGAUCAGCAGAGUGCCUCAACUGCCGACCUCACCGAUAGCUUUGGCUGGAGCAACAGUGAGGAGACAAGUCAGCAUGAUGUGCAGGAGUUGAACAGGAUUCUGUUCAGUGCUUUGGAGCACUCUCUAGUGGGCACCAGUGGUAGUUCGCUCAUCCACCGCCUGUAUCAUGGAACCACUGUCAACAGCAUCGUUUGCAAGGCGUGCAACAACGUCAGCCAGAGACAGGAAGACUUCCUCGACCUGACAGCUUGUGUGUGCGGUGUGUCUAGCCUGGAAGGCGCACUGUGGGAUAUGUUUAUGGAGGAAGAGUUGUUUCAGGGCAACAAUCUGUAUCGCUGUGCCCACUGUGACAGACUGGUCACUGCUGCCAAGUCUGCCAAGCUGAGGAAGCUCCCUCCUUUCAUGACCAUUUCUCUCCUGAGGUUCAGCUUCGACUUUGCCAAGUGUGAACGCUACAAGGAGACAGGACGCUAUGCCUUCCCCCUCACCAUUAACCUGCGGCCAUUUUGUGAACAGGCUGAAGGAGAAGACUUGGAUUACUCCUACGAGCUCUUUUCUGUCAUUAUCCACAAGGGUGGUUGCUAUGGUGGCCAUUACCAUGUGUAUAUCAGAGAUAUCGACCAGCUGGGCCAAUGGGAGCCACCGGAAGAGGACGCUAAACCUAAGAGUCAGAAAAAAGUCAAGGAGGUCAGCAUGUCUGAGCCAGAGCUAGAGAAAGAUGACCCUCUGUCUGUGCUCACUACUAUUAUAGCCGAGGAGCCAUCCAAAAGUGUGCUGCUGGACCAACUUGGCCAGAAACUGAUGGACAAAAUCGGCUCCUCUUGGAGCAAGAAGUUCAGAAAACAGCAUGGCCCCAUAGGAAAGUUCCUGAAGUCCCACAAUGAUGUGUUUAUCUUGGUGUCUAACGGCACCCAAGUGGCACUGAAGGCUAACCCGCCGAGCCCCAUGACAGAGCCCCCCAGCCCAGCAGACCAAACUGCUGACCCUGAUCCGUCCCCAGCUCAGGACCCAGGAGCUGUGGGCACUGAGACAGAACUGCAGCAGGAACCGAAAGCUGAGCAGAAGUUGAGUCACUGGUUUGACUUGAAUGACUCUAUGGUGACCCCCAUCAGGGAAUCUGACAUAGAGAAGCAGUUUCAGGGCAAAGAGAGUGCCUACAUGCUGUUUUACAGGAAAGCACAACUGUGCAGGCCCAGUGAAGCCCUGAACAAUCCCCUGUAUAAAGUUCCUGCUCACCUAGUGCAGAUGGCUCAGGAGGAGAACAGCGUUUUGCAACAGAGACGUGAGGAGUUUGAGGCCAGUAAUAACAGUAUAGAGCUGCGCCUGCACCUGGCACCCUCAUAUAAGCUGGAAAAUGGAGGCCUUCAGCGAAUCGGCAAAGAUCAGGAUGGUGUUGUCACCCUUAGGUUUGACCGUAGAAAGACAGUUGAAGACUUGCGAUUAGCCAUAUACCAGAUGCAGGAACUUUGGGAAGGGGAUAUGGCUCUGACUGUGGCCAAGAGUCUCCCAGCCGGUCUACACCUCUACAAUACGCUGACAGAUGACAACAUCUCCCUGUACAGUGCAGGCAUCUACACCAACUCUGACCUGUUUGUGUGGAAUGGGAAAGAGGUGUGUGGUGCCGUUGUUUUAACUGGAACGGAGUGGGAGCCGGUGCUAUUGACUGUAGUUCGCCCCUUCCUGGGGGACUACGGGGAGGGGGUGCUGGAAAAUGGGGUGGGGGAUGGGCAAGCUGGAGACGGGGCCGAAAAUGGGGGGCAAGGGCUUAAAAGGGAGCCGAAGGGUUUCGCUGGGGGAAUAACCCUAGGGAAGGUCAAGGAAGCCCUGGGGGAGCCCCAGGACAGUCUCCUUUGCCAGGAGCACAGGGCAGGGAAGGGAGGAGGGCAGAGCCAAGGAGAGGGGGGAGGGGCCAGCGGGUGGAGGGUGUUCCCACCCGAAGACAUGCAGCGCACGCUGAAAGAGCUGGCGCUGAAGGACGGGGACGCGCUGCUGGUGCUGGAGCAGCAGUCGUUUGACAGCAGUGUGUUCAGUCGCAGUGGAGAUAUGGUCACUGUGACAACACCAUCAGACUGUCGCUGGCUGCAGGUGGAGUUCCAACUUCACAAAGCAGGAAAGGAGGGGGAGAGGAAGAAAACGAAGGUCCCGGCCUCUGGAAAUAUGUUGAUGUCUGAGGUGAAGCAGACAGCCAUAGAUGAGCUACAGCUAAAGGACCAGCUUGCAGGUGUGGAGUGCUGUCUGAGACAGCUGGAUCGAACCGGGAAACUCCUUCCUCCAGUGUGUGAGGAGCUGAAUGUUCGGGAUGCAGGAGUUCGACUCAUGACAACCAUGGUUCUUUGUCCUGGAGCUGCACCAAAGGCAUCACAGUUGUUCUUGCACUUCUGUGUGGGCACAGCGUCCUCUGCUGGCACAGCGAUGGACAUUGUUGUAGAACAGACUUGGACUGUUGCAGAGUGUCUCAAAGCAAUGCUUAAGGCUGUGGGACUUGAAGGCAAUAGUUGGCACCUGAGGAGACUGGAUUGGUGUGAGGAUGUUGGAGAGCCACUCAUGGACAAGGAUGCUUCUCUGGCAGAGUUGAAGAUUAGUCAUGGAGAGACGCUAGUAGUAACAGAGGGAGAACUACCUCCAAAGGGUUUUCUCAAGCUGUCAGUGUGGCUGUCUCUGAAUUCCACCAACGACUCAGCAGUCUCCAUAGAAACUGACUUUAAUCACACCAAUAAUGGCUUCUCUGAGGGAGAGAAGCUAGGAGUAAUGAGUGCAGAGCUGAGAGCUAUAGGACAGGUGGAGAUCACAGAUGAGGCUACGCUAGAGGACCUCAAGACUCAGGUGUUGACACUGCCAGCCCUUCAGCAUGUGUGCUUUCCCUCUCCGGCAUUCCUGCGUGUGUGGCAGUUAGAGGGAAACAGACCGGCACGUAUCCUCAGAGGGCAACAGCUCACACUCAGGAAGCUGAAGCUUGCCAAUGAUACUGACAUUUGUGUGCAACAGUUGAUGACAGAGGAGGAUCUUGGCCCUAAGGAGGUGUUACUGCAUAUUCAGAUGGGCAUACCAGGGGAGAGGUGCUACUACCCUCCAGAAGAAUUGAUCUGGGAUGCCACCCGUGACUCCUCUCCCCGCUCCCUGCACACAGCCCUGGCUGUCCACUAUGGCCUAUGUCCUGAUUCAUUGCUGCUGGCCAAACACCAGCCAGACAAACACAUUUGGGACCCCAUUUCCAACUGGAGCCAACAGGUGUCCAAACGGAAAAAGAAGAAAAAGGCAGAGUCUCUCCUGGGAGCACCAUUUCACCUCAAAGAUGGAGACAAAAUUGGCAUCAAGAACCUGUUGAUCGAUAGCAACAGGGACUUCUGCACUGUGGAGGAUGAGCAGGACCAGCAGAGGUUGAGAGAGCAGGCGGAGCAAUGCACCAAAGAAGGGAAGAGCGCAGGCUCUGUUGAUCCUCACAGGACAGGGCCAGAGAAGAAGGCUGGUCCAACCAACACCAGGAAGCCGGAGGUAGCGCUGUCAAUCAAUGUUGGGACGUUCAGAUAGCCCUGCUUUUGUGGAUGGAGAGAAGAAUUCUCAACUACCUAUUACUAAAUGCACACACAAAGGCAUCGCGGUGGAAAAAAGGACUAUCCCUUAAACCUGUAAACUUAAACCAACCCUGCCCUUUCAGUAUUUCUUAGUCUGCUGUUAUAGGCAGAGAAGAACAGGGGAAUUCAUCUCUGGCCCUUAACUUUGGAGUUUGGUGACUGUAAUCUGUGUAUUACCUCUAUGCAAUAUUACAGGACACGGGGAGAUCAUCUUUUUCACUAACCCCUCUUGACAGCUCUCAAAUACUGUCAGCCGCUCCCCCUUUUCCUAUCUUUUUUCUGUAUAUUCACCUUUUUUUAGGUCUAGUAAUACAUUUUUUGAUCGUUAGAGGUUCAAGCCUUUGCCAGAUGAAUCAACAGUUUUAAUAUAGCAGUAUAGAUUUAACCAUAUACUGUAAGCCUGGGCAUAGGGGAGACAAUGUUGAUUUCAGUUCUUUUUAUUUUCACAGGCUAAACUGGCUAUUACAUACUGCUGCUCUUAGCUAGAGUGGGUAUGCCUUGUACAAGUCUGUAUAUAUUAAAUUAGUUGAGGUGGGAAAUUUAGACUAGCCAGAGCCCAGCUGCUUCAAAAGCGGGAGAGUUUGUCUAGUCUGGCAAGUAGCCUAUUCUGUUUGAAACUAUUUUAAAGAUUAUUGUAGCCCUUAAAAUUGCAAAUUUUGUCAACAUUUCUUUUAUUCUACAGCCAUCAUGCUCCAGGAAUGAAAGAGUUGAUACCUUGGGUCAGUGGGUUUUAUAGAUGAACGUGUCUUGAUAAGAGAGAGGCGAGCCAGGCCUUAAAGUGGAGAAGCCGCAAUGCUGCUCUGUCCUCCCUACCUCACUCUCUACCUCUCUCACUCUACCUCUUCUUUCCUGCGCUCUAUUUUUUCCUCUACUGCUUUCAUAGUUUCGCUUUCCUUCACCCUUUGCUCCCCAUUCUCCUCAAGCUGUCCUUGCUUGCUCUGCUAUGUUGUGGCCUGUGGUUUUUCAAUGGGAAACAUUGUUCGGUAUUGUGGCUCUUUCCUGCAAUUACUUUGAGUGUUGAAUGACUCAAAGAUUAUGAGGUCAAAGUGCAGAUUGUGUGCUUUAAUCAGAGGCUUAUUUUGAAUCAUAUAAUGAUAACAGUUAUGGAACUACGAUCCAUUUGAUCAGUGGUUCCCCCCCAAGCAUCAGUCCAGCAACUUUUGGACAGGUGAAAAUUUGACCCAAUCUCAUGGUCUCAAACUCCCCAUUUCAUCAUGUUGUCAUCAGCUUGUGAUCAUCACAUUCAGAGAACAAGUGCAUAGAGCAGAAACAUCCGACUAUGUGUCACUGUUGUAAUUAUUAUGGAGCCCACUGUAGCUGACUUCCCUGGAAUGGUCUCACACCAGUAAAAUACUUGUAACAGAAAUCCAACUGGUCUCCAACAACUGUUAAACUCAUAAAAUACUAAAGAAAUGUUCCUGAUUUGCUAUGAUUAUAUUUAUCUUUACUGUGCACCACCAUGAUAUGGUUCAUUUGCAUGCAAUAUAUUGUGAACUUCAGGGAUUCAUAGAUUAUGACAAAUUGUCAUAAUUUGCGAAAAUGUCUAGGCUCUGUGUUAAGCACUUCAUUUGAAAAUAUGCUUUGAUUUGUGUACUUGAUUUUGUUAUUGACAAGAGACUUUAUAUAAUGCUUGCAGAAAUAAUGGUUUGUUUUAUUUUAUUUUGUGGAUUAAUCAGGCCUGUAUCAGUGCCAAGAAUGUGCAUGUAUUAAUUUCCUCAGAGAUUUGUGUUUUUUGAGGUAUAUAUUGAAUUAUUUUUCACAUUUGUUGCAAUAGCGAGUAAUUGCCUUUUGUAUCAGCUGUUAUCAUUUGUUCGUAUUCACUUUCCAUCAAGGAUUAGUCUGCUGUAUACAUGUGGUUACAGAUGGACAUCUGCUAUUUUGUGUCAUUGUAUUUACAGGAGGUAUUUUAUCAACAAUGAACAAUA